AUGGCAUCAAAGCAUCCAUCACCCUUGAGGAGCUUGGUCUGCCUACGUCUGCCUUACAAAGCCAAAGGAAUUGAUAUCAGCUCCAACUCGAAUACUCAAAAGGAAGAAUGGUUCCUGAAGAUUAACCCCAAUGGCCGCAUCCCCGCUCUACUCGAUGGCUCACUGCGCGUUUUCGAAAGCGGAGCAAUCAUGACAUAUCUAGUCGACAAGUACGACACCGACCGCAAGGUGCGUGCAGAUAAUCCACCUUCAAACCACUUCCGUCUUUUCGCCAACACGCGCUCCGAUUACGCUAUUAGACGGUUUGUCAACGAGACGAAGCGUCUCUACUCAGUCCUCGAGUCGCGGUUGAAGGAAAGCCCUUACCUCGCGGGUGAGAAGUAUACUAUUGCCGAUAUUGCGAGUUUCGCUUGGGUCCGCAAUGCCGAUAUGUGCUUGGAAAUUGAUCUGUCUGAGUUCCCGGCUUUGAAGAGGUGGGUUGAGGAGAUUGAUAAGCGUGCUGCUGUUCAAAAGGGGGUGAAUGUUCCUCGUUCGGGUUGGACUCCCGAGCAGAAGGCUGAAUACUUCCGAAAUUGUCGGGCCAAGGUUGAUGCCAUGACAACUUCUGACCAGCAUUGA
Penicillium concentricum is the source of this 618-nucleotide messenger RNA. RefSeq names its product glutathione S-transferase family protein. The record is from RefSeq and is a predicted model, not a curated record. The transcript has 3 exons. Lineage: Eukaryota; Fungi; Ascomycota; Eurotiomycetes; Eurotiales; Aspergillaceae. Bases 1 to 618 code for a protein of 205 amino acids.